UAUCUAAAAAUGGCGGAGAAAACAACACGAGAUAGCUUGGAACAUUUUUGUCGCGGUAUAAUUGAUGUGUACGGUGCGCGUUAUCUUAGAACGCCUACAUGGGAGGACCUUCAAAAGAUCUACGAGGUACAUAAUGCCGAGCAUGGUUUGCCUGGUAUGAUCGGGAGCAUAGAUUGCAUGCAUUGGCGUUGGGAUAACUGCCCGACUGCAUGGCGAGGCCAACACACACGUGGUGACCAAAAAGGACCCACUAUUAUUCUUCAGGCGGUUGCUUCACAGGAUCUUUGGGUUUGGUCGGCUUACUUUGGCGUGGUCGGGUCAUGCAAUGAUAUCAAUGUUUUAGAACAAUCGCCGUUGUUAGAGGAGUGGAUUUCUGGCAAAGCUCCAAAAGCGUCGUUUUACGCAAAUGGAAACUACUACCCCCAUGGAUAUUAUUUGAGCGACGGAAUUUAUCCUAGGUAUUCGAUUUUUGUGAAGACGUUUAGUGAUUCUAUUGAUGAGAAAAGAGCAUACUUUAAAAAGGUUCAAGAGUCUUCACGAAAAGAUAUUGAGAGAUGCUUUGGGGUUCUUAAACAACGCUGGCAAUACUUGAGAAAUCCUUGUCGUGCAUGGAGCAAGCAAAAAAUGAGAGAUGCUAUGUACGCUUGUAUAAUCAUGCACAACAUGAUUUUGGAAGACGAAGGAAAGGCGAUAUGCCAGAAUUAUGUGCCAGAAGCCGUUCACCAGGAGCAUCCGCAGGCGUCAAUGGAAGAAAGAGUGAGUAACGCGCGAGAGUUGCGUUACGAACCGUACCAUUCCCAGUUAAUGGUUGAUUUGGUACACCACGCAUGGUCGGUUCGUUACGUACCACCUGAGGGAGAGGAAGAAACGGAGGACGAGGAAGACGAAGUUGGCGAGGGUGACGAAAGCGAAGACGAAAACUAGU
Molecule: messenger RNA, 925 nt
Organism: Helianthus annuus (common sunflower)
Lineage: Eukaryota; Viridiplantae; Streptophyta; Magnoliopsida; Asterales; Asteraceae
Exons: 2
Coding region: 10-924 (304 amino acids)
Source: RefSeq, a predicted model, not a curated record